AUGAGUACCAUGAUUGAACAAAAGAAGAGAAAGUUGAGUUCAGCAAUUGUUGCCGCUAGAAGAGAUCCAUCAAAGAUUUUUUCUCCAUACAGAGUAAUUGGUAAUGUUAGUAAUUACGUUCCAUUUUCUGUAGGUACAUUAGGUUCGACUUUUUAUAUUGUUACUAGUGUUGGAAAAAGUUUCCAAAUUUAUGAUGCUAAUAAUUUGCAUUUACUAUUUGUCUCUGAAAAAGAACUAGACAACCCAAUUACUGCUUUUGCAACUCACUUCCAUUACGUAUAUGUAGGAUCCGGAAAUAAGGUGUUUGUCUUCAAAAGAGGUAUUCAAGAAUAUGAAAUCGAACUAAAGGCAAAUGCGAGAGUCAAAUCAGUUUGUGUAUUUGGGGACUUUUUAUGUGCAUCAGCAGAAGAUGGCAUACUUUAUAUCUACAAAAAGAAAAAUGCUUCUGCUAAGUAUCCUACUGAAUACUACUCUCAAUUCCAAGUUACAGAGCUGCUAGGAGGCGACAUUGUAUCAAUCAUACAUUUACCAACUUAUUUGAAUAAAAUUGUCAUUAUUACAAAAUCCAAUUUAUUAUUAAUUAAUGUAAGAACAGGUAAAUUAUUGUUCCAAUCUCAAGAGUUCCCUAACAAUAUAACAACAGCAUGUGAUGCUCCAGCCUUAGAUAUAAUUGCGCUUGGUACCAAUGCGGGUCAACUUAUGAUGUAUAAUAUAAAAAAAGGUAAAGUAAUAAGAAAUAUCAACAUUCCAAAAUCACAUAUUUCCUCCAUAUCAUUCAGAACGGAUGGCGCACCACAUAUGUCUGUAGGUUGUACCAAUGGUGAUUUAAUAUUUUAUGAUUUAGAUCGUCGUUCCCGUAUUCAUGUUAUUAAGAAUGCCCAUAAAGAAUCCUUAGGUGGCGUUAUGAAAGCUAUGUUUUUAAAUGGUCAACCUAUAAUAGUAACUUCUGGUGGUGAUAACUCUUUGAAAGAAUUUGUUUUUGACCCAUCUCUUUCUCAAGCUGACGGUGAAACUGUUGUUCAACCACCAAGAUUGUUACGUUCUAGAGGUGGGCAUUCACAGCCUCCUUCCUGUAUUCAAUUUGCAGACUCAAGUGCACACAUGUUGUUAUCAUCAUCUAGAGAUAGAUCUCUUUGGUCAUUUUCAUUGAGAAAGGAUGCACAGUCACAAGAAUUAUCACAAAGACUUCAUAAAAAUUCGAAUGGUGAUCGAUUAGCAGGUGGUUCUGUCAGGGAGAAAUUUCCUGAAAUUUUAUCCAUGGCUAUUGAAAACUCGAGAUUAGGUGAAUGGGAGAAUGUUAUUACAGCACAUAAAGAUGAAAAAUCUGCUCGUACAUGGGAUAUGCGUAAUAAGAGAGUAGGCAGAUGGACUUUCAAUACCACAGAUGAUGGAUUUGCUAAAUCUGUUGCUUUAUCUCAAUGUGGCAAUUUUGGCCUUGUUGGAUCUUCGAAUGGUAGCAUUGUGGUUUAUAAUAUGCAAAGUGGUCUUAUCCGUAGAAAAUAUAAACUUCACAAGAAAGCAGUUACUGGCAUUGCUAUUGAUGGUAUGAAUAGAAAAAUGGUAUCUUGUGGUUUAGAUGGUAUUGUUGGUUUUUAUGAUUUUAACAAAGCUACAUUAUUAGGUAAAUUGGUACUGGAUUCCUCGAUUUCAUCCAUGGUUUACCAUCGUUCAUCUGAUUUAAUUGCACUAGUUCUAGAUGAUUUAUCGAUAGUCGUGAUUGACACAAUAACACAAAAAAUCGUCCGUCAGCUAUGGGGUCAUUCCAAUAGAAUUACCUCUUUAGAUUUUUCACCAGAUGGCCGUUGGAUUGUUUCUACAUCUCUAGAUUCUACUCUUAGAACUUGGGAUUUGCCAACUGGUAAUUGUAUCGAUGGUGUAAAACUUGAAAAUGUAGCCACAAAUAUUCAAUUUUCUGCUAACGGUGAAUUUAUUGCUACUUCGCAUGUUGUUGGUAAUGGUAUUUGUUUAUGGACUAAUAAAAGUCAGUUUAAAUCUAUAUCGACUAGAGCUAUUUCAGAAGAUGAAUUCAGAAAUAUAAUGCUACCUAAUAACUCCGCAUCUGGAAAUUCUAAUAUUAUCGAAGGUGCAUUAGAUGUUAGCAACGAUGAUGAAUUAGAUAUAGAUUUUACAAACUACGAAUCACUUUCUCAGAUAAAUGAGGAUUUGAUCACAUUGUCGGUUGGCCCAAGGAAUAAAUUGAAUACAUUGUUGAAUCUUGAUAUUAUUAAACAAAGGUCUAAACCAACUGAGGCUCCUAAGAAACCAGAAAAAGCUUCGUUCUUUUUACAAUUAACUGGUGACAAAAUUGGUGACGAAGCUUCUACUAGGGAAGGUGUUGUGGAUACUUCCGCCCUAGAAUCUGCGGAAAGUGAGUCUAAAUUAAACGAAGCAGGGGCAGCUGAACAAGAAUUGCAGAAAUUCAAGCCAAGAGGCCAUGUUGAGUUGGAAUCCCAAUUUACUAAGUUAUUACGUGAAUGUUCUAAGCAAAACAAUUAUAGUAAAUUCUUAGAAUAUUUAAUUAAACUAUCCCCAUCUUUGAUAGAUAUUGAAAUCAGAGGUCUUGAUUCAUUUGAGCCGUUUAAUGAAAUUAUAUUCUUCAUCAAUGCUUUGACAAGUGGUUUAAAAUCUAAACGCAACUUUGAGUUAUAUGAAGCAUUUAUGAGCAUAUUAUUUAAAGUUCAUGGUGAUGUAUUACAUUCAAAUAAUACAAAUGCCAACAUUUCUGAAGCAUUAGAAAAGUGGGAUAUUGUUCACUCUGAAUGCAACAAAUUAGAUGACUUAUUAAAAUAUUGUUCUGGUGUAUUAAAUUUUAUUUCAAGUAAUUAA
Messenger RNA from Tetrapisispora phaffii CBS 4417, 2826 nucleotides. RefSeq names its product rRNA-processing protein UTP21 (gene UTP21). The transcript has a single exon. Gene Ontology annotation, molecular function: protein binding. Bases 1 to 2826 code for a protein of 941 amino acids. Gene Ontology annotation, biological process: rRNA processing. The record is from RefSeq and is a predicted model, not a curated record. NCBI's taxonomy places the organism in Eukaryota, Fungi, Ascomycota, Saccharomycetes, Saccharomycetales, Saccharomycetaceae. Gene Ontology annotation, cellular component: small-subunit processome; Pwp2p-containing subcomplex of 90S preribosome.